GUACAAGAAUCAAAGUAAACCAAAACAGAAGGGAGAAUAAUAAAAAGUUGUAACAGCUUCCUUGCCACAUUUUGCAAAAUUUUCAUUCAACUCACACUUACAAAUACUCCAAUGAUGAUUCAAUUCUUGUCAUCCCUCUCUAGCUUCAACACCUUAAGCAAUUUUCUUAAUUAAUUGUGAUCCUCUAAUUUCCAUGGCCACCUUCAUUUUAAGGUCUAAUAAACUAGUCCAUGCAUUGGGCUGGUUUUGUGUCAUGCUAAUGAUUCAUAAGAGUGCUGCCUAUGAUUUCAUAGUUGGUGGCCAAAAGGGUUGGAGUGUUCCAGGUGAUUCCAAUUCCAAUCCUUUCAAUCAAUGGGCAGAAAAGAGCCGUUUUCAAAUAGGAGACUCCCUAGUGUUCAACUACCAAUCUGGCAAAGACUCGGUGCUUUAUGUGAAGAGUGAAGACUAUGCAAGUUGCAACACUGGUUCACCUAAUGCAAAAUUCUCUGAUGGUCACACAGUCUUCAAACUGAACCAAUCAGGACCUCAUUUCUUCAUCAGUGGAAACAAAGACAACUGUCUCAAAAAUGAGAAGGUAACAAUUAUUGUUCUAUCCGACAGGAGCAACAGCAACAAUUCAUCAAACACCAACCAAACAAGCAAUGCUUCUCCACCUUCACCACAAUCAUCAUCAUCACCUCCUUCACCAGCACCUUCUAAACAAGAGGGUCAAUCUCCACCUCCAGACACAAACCAAACACCACCUCCUACUACUGCUAGUGAUCGCGAUCAUCCUCCUCAUAAUGGUGCUGCUUCGGUCUUUGUCAGCCUAGCUGGGUCUAUUGGAACAUUCAUGGUUUCAGUUCUAAUUUUAUCUAAAUAUGUAUGAGUGGUUAAGUAUUGUUUUUCUUUUUUACAAUUUUUUUUUCUGUUCUUUGUUUCCUAUAUUUUGAGUUCAGUGUGAACUAUGUCUUUGGUUCAAAAUUGGAAUGCUGUUUGAUAUUUGUUUGUGAAGAUUGAAAAAUAAGUUGACGAUAAUUUAUAUACCCUUUGUGUGCUUCUUGCUCAAUAAUCUAAAAAUGUUGUACAUGUUAAAAUGAAAUGAAUUAAACCCAUUUUUAUGGAAAAUGUCUUGCUUCU
Trifolium pratense (red clover) is the source of this 1119-nucleotide messenger RNA. RefSeq names its product early nodulin-like protein 1. The record is from RefSeq and is a predicted model, not a curated record. The coding region runs from base 194 to 868 and encodes 224 amino acids. Gene Ontology annotation, cellular component: plasma membrane. Gene Ontology annotation, molecular function: electron transfer activity. The transcript has 2 exons. NCBI's taxonomy places the organism in Eukaryota, Viridiplantae, Streptophyta, Magnoliopsida, Fabales, Fabaceae.